Messenger RNA from Bactrocera dorsalis (oriental fruit fly), 1172 nucleotides. RefSeq lists its product as uncharacterized. The record is from RefSeq and is a predicted model, not a curated record. Lineage: Eukaryota; Metazoa; Arthropoda; Insecta; Diptera; Tephritidae. The coding region runs from base 57 to 1013 and encodes 318 amino acids. The transcript has a single exon.
AUGAAUCCUCUACACCGCAAGAUGAAGCAACUACAUCAACAACUAUCGAAAACCCAAUGAGUCAUAUACCCAAGCAUGAUGUUACUGUUUUUGGUGUGUCUACUGAUUUGACUGAUCUUAAUUUACCAACCCAUCUGGAUAUCUUGAGAUAUUAUUUUUACUUAAGCGAACGUGCUAAAACAGAUCAAAAAAAGUUUUCCCAUAAAUCAUUCACUAUUCAAGUACAAGAUAAGUUGAUUGGAAUUUGGGGAAAACUUGGUAUGGAAAUAAUGCUGAAAAAAAGUGUAUGUAAUAAAUUGAAUAAAUUGCUUGACAAGUAUCAAGAGCAAAUGAAGAGAAGAAACAACACCCAACAAUUAACAGAGUAUGUAAAAUCCCUGGAAACAAUUUUUUACAUUGGAACAUGUAAAUGCGAAUUGAAGGCAGCUCCAUGUGCAUGCGGCUGGGUUCCCGAACGCCUCAAAGAGUUCAUGCACGAUCAACAUAAUCAGAGAAGACUAACAAUGAAUACAUUUAUGAUGGAAACUGAAGAGCAAGGAGCAACGUCUAUGUCAUCAAUGCCAACAUACCAAGAUCCCGAUAAUUCAAAAUACGCACCGCCACCGGUUCCAGAAGAUAUGGAUAGAAGCACAAGUUCACAAUACACAGAGAGAUACGAUUGUUUUAACUUUGCCUUGGUAUGUGACAGAUUUGGUGUGCCUGACAGAGUAGCAUCAGCAUUGGAAACCGCUCUUUUGCAAGAUUUUAAAAUUAAAGAUAAGCAUGGGAAACCUCUCAUAAUGGAUAAAUCGAAAGUUCGCAGAGAAAAAGAGAAAUGCAGACAAGAAGUGUUUCGCAAACGGUUAGAUGAUACCAAUUUGUUAGCGUUUUCAUUCGAUGGCAGAAAAGAUGAUACUUUAACGAUAGAUAAAAUUGAUGAGAAGUAUUAUACUAAGAUGGUAAAAGAACCUCAUCUUGUUAUUUUGGGAGAACCAAAUUCUGAAUUGAUUGGUUACGUAAGACUGGAACAUUAAACCGCUGAAUACAAAACAACCAAAUUAAAUGGUUUUUUCAACGAUAAAAAAAUAUCACUGGAUACAUUAAUUGGAAUAUGCACUGACGGUGAGCCAACCGGUUUAUGCCGGUCUUGCAGCAAAUGGGCGAUAUGUACAUAUACAUAAUAUUGCUGUGAU